Molecule: messenger RNA, 3442 nt
Organism: Silurus meridionalis
Lineage: Eukaryota; Metazoa; Chordata; Actinopteri; Siluriformes; Siluridae
Gene: ror1
Product: receptor tyrosine kinase-like orphan receptor 1
Exons: 9
Coding region: 402-3287 (961 amino acids)
Biological process (GO): cell surface receptor protein tyrosine kinase signaling pathway; positive regulation of canonical NF-kappaB signal transduction; multicellular organism development
Cellular component (GO): signaling receptor complex
Molecular function (GO): ATP binding; protein binding; protein kinase activity
Source: RefSeq, a predicted model, not a curated record
ACUAUUGCAUCUUUAAUAUCGAUCAAAUGUGUUCUGAUAACCUCCAUCGGAUUCCAGGAGGUUGUGCAGUUCAUGUCGUAUAAGAUUUCCACCAGUAGGUGGCGACAUACACUUUUGUCCAGAGCGCGUGGCAUCAGCUCGAGGGGUUGUCUGUAAUAUGCGGUGUGUGUGUGCGUGCACGCAGUUUCGGCUUGUACACUGGAGCGUGCAUGUGGGGAGUGCAAGGAAAGUCCAGUUUCUGAACGAAGGAGGAGGAGAAGAAGAGAGAAAGGGAUAACAGAGUGAGAGAGAGCGCGAGAGCAAGGGAGCAAACACGCGCGCGCGCAAAGAGCUCGUGCGGUUUCCAGUCCAGGGUUUUUUUUAUUUGCGCUUUUGAACCGAUCUGCAGCGGAUGUACAGGCAUGACUCCGGAGCACGAGAGCGGAGGAAGGUGGUGGACGAGGCGGACAGCACAGAGACUGGCAUCACGAGGAUGCCAACCACACCAGCGCUGCUUUGUGCACUGCUUCAUGAUUGUACUGAGCGGCUUCAUGGCGCGCGCUGCUGCCGGGGCUGAAGUUCUUUCUGAGCCGAACGUGGUGACUGCCUCGAGUUGGAAUGUUUCCAGGGAAGCACAGAAAGACCACUUCCUCAGACUUGAUGCUCCCAUGAACAACAUCACUACAUCCCUGGGCCAGACUGCCGAACUGCACUGCCAUGUGUCGGGAAAUCCGGUGCCCAGCGUGCGCUGGCUGAAAAAUGAUGCUCCGGUGACCCCAGAGGCACGACGUGUUUCCUACAGACAGACUCCAUACGGCUCUCGACUUCGCAUUCGCAACCUGGACACCACUGACACCGGCUAUUUCCAGUGUGUGGCUACCAACAGCUAUGGCACCGUCUCAACCACGGGAAUCCUCUUUGUGAAAUUUGAUCCGCUGCCAACCCCCCAGUCUGGAAAGCCUUCACCUGAAGACUUUGACGAAGAAGGCUUCUGCCAGCCAUACAGAGGUAUAGCCUGCGCUCGCUUCAUCGGGAACCGGAGCAUCUUUGUGGACUCACUGCAAAUGCAGGGCGAGAUCGAAACUCAAAUAACCGCUGCGUUCACUAUGAUUGGCACAUCGAACCACCUCUCAGAUCGCUGCUCUCAGUUUGCCAUCCCCUCGCUCUGCCACUUCGCCUUCCCCACAUGUGACCGAAGCUCUGGCAUCGAUAAACCGCGAGACCUGUGCAAGGAUGAGUGUGAGAUCCUGGAGAACGACCUGUGUAAGACGGAGUACAUCAUCGCUCGCUCCAACCCCAUCAUCCUCAAACGACUCAAACUGCCCAACUGUGAUGACCUGGCUGCUUCAGACAGCCCCGAGGCGACCAACUGCAUGAGGAUAGGCAUCCCGAUGGGCGAGUCCAUCAACAAAAAUCACAAGUGCUUUAACAGCACCGGUUCCGAUUAUCGGGGCACCACCAGUAUGACGAGGUCAGGCCGCCAGUGCCAGCCGUGGAACUCGCAGUAUCCACACAGCCACACUUACCUCGCUGUGCGCUAUCCAGAGCUAAACGGCGGCCACUCGUACUGCCGUAACCCAGGCAGCAAGCAGGAGGCGCCCUGGUGCUUCACUCUGGAUGAGAGAGUUCGCAUGGAGAUGUGUGACAUCCCUGCCUGUGACCCUGAGAAGCGUGGAGGAAGCAGUAUGGAGAUCCUCUACAUCCUGGUCCCCAGUGUUGCCAUCCCUCUAGCCAUCGCCUUGCUCUUCUUUUUUAUCUGCGUCUGCCGAAAUAACCAGAAAGCCUCGAGUCCACCCGCCCAGCGCCAGCCCAAACCUGUACGAGGCCAGAAUGUAGAGAUGUCUAUGCUGCCUGCGUACAAGCCCAAGACUAAAGCUAAAGAGCUGCCUCUGUCAGCUGUACGUUUCAUGGAGGAGCUGGGAGAAUGUGCCCUUGGUAAAAUAUACAAAGGCCACCUGUACCUGCCAGGGAUGGAGCAUGCUCAGCUUGUGGCCAUCAAGACUCUAAAGGACUUCUCUAGCACACAGCAAUGGAAUGAAUUCCAGCAGGAGGCCUCUGUCUUGGCUGAGCUCCAUCAUCCCAAUGUUGUGUGCCUCCUGGGAGUGGUGACACAAGAGCAGCCCGUGUGCAUGCUCUUUGAGUUCCUGCCACUCGGAGAUCUCCAUGAGUUCCUGGUCAUGCGCUCGCCACACUCUGACGUCGGCUGCAGCAGUGAUGAGGACGGCACAGUUAAAUCCAGUCUGGACCAUGGAGACUUCCUGCAUGUUGCAAUGCAGGUAGCAGCUGGAAUGGAGUACCUGGCCAGCCAUUUUUUCGUCCACAAAGACCUGGCAGCAAGAAACAUACUCGUAGGAGAACAGCUCCAUGUUAAAAUUUCAGACUUGGGACUGUCAAGGGAGAUUUACACUUCUGAUUACUAUCGUGUGCAGCCUAAAACCCUUCUUCCCAUUCGCUGGAUGCCUCCAGAAGCCAUCGCGUAUGGAAAGUUUACCACAGAAUCUGACAUCUGGGCUUUUGGAGUGGUUCUCUGGGAAAUCUUUAGCUUCGGCCUUCAACCAUACUAUGGCUUCAGCAACCAGGAAGUGAUUGAGAUGGUGCGCAAGAGGCAGCUGCUGCCUUGCCCAGACGACUGCCCACCACGCGUCUACACACUAAUGAACGAGUGCUGGCAGGAAGGACCUGCACGAAGACCCAGGUUUAAGGACAUUUAUUCUAGGCUGCGUGCCUGGGAAGGCUUGUCAUCCCACGCUAGCUCCAGCACACCAUCCGGAGGCAAUGCCACCACUCAGACCACCUCGCUCAGCGCCAGCCCUGUCAGCAACCUCAGCAGCCCACGCUACGCUGGAUACAUCUAUGGAGCUCCUCAGGGGAUAUCAGCAGGUCAGAUUGCCGGUUUUGUGGCAGCACCAAUGACACAAAACCAGCACUUCAUCCCUGUCAAUGGAUACGCCAUCCCUCCAGGCUACACUGCUUUCCCAGCUGCCCACUUUGCCUCAGCUCAGGCACCCACACGAGUGAUCCAGCACUGUCCUCCCCCUAAAAGUCGCUCCCCCAGCAGCGCCAGUGGCUCCACCAGCACGGGCCAUGUUACUAGCGUGCCGUCCACAGGCUCGAACCAUGAUGCAAACACACCACUUCUUUCACACUGCGUCACUCUGGCUCCUGUGGCCACAGUGCAGGGAGGUGCGGUGUCCAUGUUUGGACACAUGGCACAAAAAGGGCUGUCAAUGGACCCGGCUCAGGCAUCACUGUUAGCCGACUCCAACAGACUCAUGUACACCGAAUCGAUCAUCACCGCUGACUUGUGAAUAUAAUGAUUAUAAUUAUUGAUAUUUUUUAAACGUUUUCUUUCACUGUGUAAAUACCAACUAGCCGGAUUGGAAUGUAACAGAUUUAUCUACUAUGUUUUUGUAUAUGAAAAAUGAAAGAAAGGAAUAAAGGAAAACCUCCUCAUCUCCUCUUA